ACACACACACACACACGGCAGCGCUCCGCUGAGUGUCUGAAGUGAGCGGCGACUCCGAGUCCGCUCUGCUUUCCGCUCUGCUUUCCGCUCUGCUCUCGGUUAUUUUCUCACACGGCGCUGGAUUUUCGUCUCUGGAUGGCGAGAACGUCGUAGAGUUUCUAGUUUCUUCUGGAAAGUCCAAAAACUCACCUGCUAAGCCUGAAUCUCCGUCGCCGCGGCUGCGAGCUGUCUGUCUGCCAGCCUGUCUGUCUGCUCCAUCUGUUUACUGCUCAGUGCUCUUCAGGACGGAGUUUUCCGCCUUACUUUACCAUUAACACGGACUUUUCCUCCACCAUCCGAGCCAUGUGACUGUGUUUGGAAGAAGAAGGGGUCUUCACCCAGGAGGACAUGCGUCUGAAGAUGAGCGAGAAUAACUAUCCGCUAGAAGACAGGGACAGGGACCGACUUCCUCCCAUUCUAACCCAUAGUUUGGAUCGUGGACCGAAGCUACCUUUCUCUUCAUAUGGAAGCUUCAUCUCAACCCUAAACCACAAGAGAGAGUCGGGUAGUCACAGCCUGUCCACUCAGCUCCUCUUACCAGCAGUCCGACAAGUGAGAGAACUCCCCCCAAUCUGUCCAGAUGUUAGACAGAAGCAGCGGAUCUCUAUUGACGUUUUGCCUCCGGAAGUUAAAGCUCGCUUUGCCUCAGACCCCAUCAUACCCAUCCGCACCAAAACUGCCAAAGAGUUUCAGGAAGACAUUGAAAAGGCGACUAUCUCAGGUGAUUGGAAGCAAGUCCAUGAUUUCUACUUGACCACAUUUGACUCCUUCUUGGAACUCAAUGCUGCCUUUAAGAAGGAAGCAAAUGCUCCAUACAACACUAUUGAAGACUCAGGAAUAAACACCAAAUUUGUCAAUGCUGUUUAUGAUGCCUUACUUCACACGCCCCCAGACACUCAGAAAUCGGUCCUGAAGGGAAUCAUUAAUAGCUUAUUAAGGGAGUGGAAGGGGCCGAGGACAAAAGAUGACCUGAGGGCUUAUUUCAUUCUUGUACAGAACCCUCAGUACACCAGCACAGCCACAUAUGUCAUCUAUGCACAUUUACUGAGGCAAAUCGCGGCGCUGGCUGAAGCAGACCACCAUUUCCUGAUGCACUGGUUUAAGAAACUAUCUCAGAAGCGUUUUAAGCAGCUGGUGGAACGCCUACAGUUUUUCAUCACCACACGGCUGUUCCCUGCCAAACCAGAGGAGCUGCCGCCCAUGGCCAAGUGCUCAUGGUGGAUCCCGUCUGCCACUAAAGUCCUCUCGCUGCUCAAUGCUGCAAACAGCAUUUCUUCUCCUCCCAUCAUCCCCUUCUCCGAUUUCUAUAAUCUCACACUGGACCACAUCGACUUCAUGGAAGACUACCAGACGUGGCAAGCACAUGGAAAUUCCAACAGGUUCACGUUCUGCCAGUUCCCCUUCAUCCUGUCAACAGUGGUGAAGAAGGCCGUCAUCCAGAGGGACUCUGAGCAGCAGAUGAUCAGCAUGGCCAGGCAAACCCUGGUGGACAAGGUUUCUCGCAGACAGAGGGUGGAUAUGAGUCUGCUCUUUCUCAACAUUAAAGUGAGGCGUCUGCAGCUGGUCAGUGACUCACUGGAUGAGCUUUCGAGAAAGAGAGCAGACUUGAAGAAAAAGCUGAAAGUGACGUUUGUUGGGGAAGCAGGCUUGGACAUGGGCGGACUCACAAAGGAGUGGUUUCUUCUCCUGAUUCGACAGAUUUUUCACACCGACUACGGCAUGUUCACAUAUGUGAAGGAUUCUCAGUGUCACUGGUUCAGCAGCUGGAAGUGUGACAACUGCUCAGAGUUUCGUCUGGUUGGAGCUCUAAUGGGCCUGGCUGUGUAUAACAGCAUCACCCUGGACAUCCGAUUCCCUCCCUGCGUCUAUAAGAAGCUGCUGACCCCUCCCAUCAUGCCGUGUGACCCCGACGCCCCUGUCGGCAUGGCGACCCUCACCCUGGACGACCUGCAGCAGAUCAUGCCUGAUCUUGCUCAUGGCCUUGGGGAGCUGCUCAGUUAUGAGGGAAACGUUGAAGAGGACUUCUAUACAACCUUUCAGGUUUUCCAAGAAGAACUUGGAAUAGUCAAGUCAUAUAACCUGAAACCAGGAGGAGAUAAGAUCCCUGUCACUAACCAGAACAGAAAAGAGUAUGUCCAGCUAUACAUUGAUUUCCUGCUGAAUAAGUCCAUCUACAGGCAGUUUGCAGCCUUCUAUCAUGGCUUUCACAGUGUGUGUGCCUCCAAUGCCCUGAUGCUGUUGAGGCCAGAAGAGGUUGAAAUCCUGGUCUGUGGGAGUCCCAAUCUGGACAUGAGCUCUCUCCAAAGGGUGGCACAGUAUGAAGGCUACAGCAAGACUGACCCCACUGUCCGUGCAUUCUGGGACGUGGUUCUGGCCUUUCCUCUGGAGCUGCAGAAGAGGCUUCUGCACUUCACCACAGGAAGUGAUCGUGUUCCAGUGGGAGGGAUGGCAGACCUCAACUUCAAAAUCUCCAAGAUUGACGUCUCCACAGACUGGUUGCCCGUGUCGCAUACGUGCUUCAACCAGAUCUGCCUGCCUCCCUACAAGAGCAAGAAGGAACUAAGGCAAAAGUUAACCAUUGCCAUUUCAAAUGCUGAGGGCUUUGGCUUGGAGUAAACUGUAAUGGUCCAGUGGAAAAGAUCAUUUCUUUCAUUUCUAUGAAUCAGAAUCUGAACCUUUUCAUUUGCCAAGUAUAAGCAGUUUGUCUUGGUGCAGGUGUUAACAUAAUUUCCAAUAAAAUAUAGUAGAAAUACAUAUUUUCACAUAAAUUUUCUUUAUUUUUAUUGAAAGUUACGUUUAUAGCUGCACUGAGACCCAAGACUUGUACACUUUGGGUCAUUUUCAACUACAUGGGUGGUUGAUAGAUUCUGAUUGUGAUUGAAGUCUUUGAGGUAUAGUAGCUAUUUUUUUGUGUAAGGAAAGCACAUUAGGCCACACUAGAUUUAUGAAUUCCACACUACAGCUAGGCCUGUCACAAUUAUUACAUAAUCAUAUGAUUGCAGUUGUUUGAGCUGACCUCAGUUAUUUUCCACACUUGUUAGCAUUUACAGUCAUAUGUUUACAACAACCAUCAGCUGGGUGAGGCAAAUGCAUGUAAAUAAAGGAAAUCAGAAAGCAUAUUUAUUGAGCCACAUCAUUGGUCUUAGAGAAAAAUAUGUUUUAAGUUCCGAUUUGUGCUAUAACACCUAUAGAGGGCAGCAGUGAGUAAUGUUUGUUUAUUUGAGCUUGAGCUGUUUCUGUCAUCAGUUGGGUACUACUAAAUGUUGGCCGCUAGCCUGAUGGCUAAUCGGCCAGUUUGGCCACUUUGGGCAUGUGCUUUUAAUAGUCGCAAUCAUUGAAAGGACGAUUAAAUUGUUAAUUAAAAUUAUGUAUUUGGGAUUUAAUCAUCACUAAAAUGUUAAUUGUGACAAGCCUAACUGUAGCUAGAUUUGAGGUUUUACUAGCAUUUAGCCAUUAGAUAUGGCUGUGGUGUGAUAGGAUGUGUUGUGCUGUGUAUGUAAUUGUUACUAGGUACUUUUUGUCAUGAACCAGGAUUCUAGGAAGAAUCCAGUUAAUCUAUACUGCAUACCUAGAGGGUUUCGGGUAUCGGACUCAUAUGCAUAUUUGACUGCAUUAUGUACAUCAUAGACCAAACCUUGUGUUAUAUUAGACUAUUUCAUUUCAGUAUGAAUGACACAGAAUAUCAGCAUUUGAUAUGUUUAAGACUUAAAGCAGAAGCCUUCUUGGUAAUGAUGGAGAACUAUGUAAAUGGUUUGUGAGAGCAAACUUCAGUUUUACAACUUCGAGACUGGCUGGCAAGGGAAACGUCUACUAGUGUAAUCCCACAGUGAAGAGGCUGAAAAUAGGCCAGAGAGAGGCUUGCUGUGUGUGAAAAUAGCUUGGCAAACAGUCUGUCACUAGCACUCGGAGUGUUUAAAGUGACAGUACUCCAUCUCCCUGGCCACACUGUCUGGCUGGUAACUUGAAGCCUUUUUGUCAGGCUGUAAUUGAGUCUAAAUAUUCCUCCGCUAUUCCAAUGUAGGGAUGUUAAAGCUGUUAAUGUUUCUGGAAUUGUUUUAGAAAUCGCUUGUGUUCAGAAAUGGUUUUGUUAUGUAUAUAAUAGUGCAAUGUGUUGACGACCCUUUCUUAACCUCUGAAAGGAAAACAACCAUGCUAACGUGUGAUUUUGUGGCCGUUACAGUGACCAUUGUGAUGACUAGCCAUGAUGAGGGCUGUUAGUUUGUACUAGAUUUGUGUUAAGAAGAGAUUGGAUACUGUUGGGAUUAAUUUAUUGUGACUGUCUCAUAACUGGUUUUGUAUCAUUUCUUAACUUGUUAUGUCAAAAAAGAACUAAUGAAAAUCCAAGUGAUGGAAUUAGUGAUGGCAGUUUGUACUGUCAAACUAUCAAACUGUCUGAAGUUGAGCGAUCUUGCUAGUCAGAGAACCUCUCUUGCCUCUUCUCCUGAGUGGCUGAACUUUGGUCGCGUCAUAUAAACUGUUUUUAUCACAACUGUCAAUCACAUUCUUGCAAGCGUUCACUUUAUUGCUUAAUGUCUUGUAUGAGUGAAUACAAAUGUAUUUGCCAUGUAUUUAUUUCAACUUUGCUCAUUCUCAGUGAUUAAAGUUUUACAGCAACACUG
This is a messenger RNA of Pygocentrus nattereri (red-bellied piranha), 4658 nucleotides long. RefSeq names its product HECT domain containing 2 (gene hectd2). Gene Ontology annotation, molecular function: ubiquitin protein ligase activity. Gene Ontology annotation, biological process: protein polyubiquitination. NCBI's taxonomy places the organism in Eukaryota, Metazoa, Chordata, Actinopteri, Characiformes, Serrasalmidae. The record is from RefSeq and is a predicted model, not a curated record. The coding region runs from base 388 to 2655 and encodes 755 amino acids. The transcript has 21 exons.